Symbiodinium natans is the source of this 2985-nucleotide messenger RNA. The record is from the annotation of a GenBank genome assembly. Lineage: Eukaryota; Dinophyceae; Suessiales; Symbiodiniaceae.
AUGGAACACGCGGCCUUCCAGGCGUGGGUGCCCGCGCCGCGGAGGGCCACGGCCUUCCAGAUGGCCAAGGGCUACUUCGAUGACAUGGCUGAGCUCAACAAGUUCGGCCACGAGAUCAGCAAACCAAAGCUGCGUCCCGGCGGCGCAGACACGACGCCAGACUGCCAGAAGGAGGACCGGCUCCUCACGAAGCGGCAGCAGAGACUGGACAGAGACUUGGAGAACUUGCGCAAGCAGUUUGAGCCGAAGCUUAUCACUUCAGCGGAGAUCGAUGGCGAAGAUCCGUUCAAGGCCGCCAUCGUGGAGCCUCCAAACUUUUUCAAGGCCGGGGCCAACGUGGACAUCCUGAACCCGGAGAGGCCCAACUCCGAGCUCCUGGCGUGCCUGAAGGAGGAGGGUGGCAAGUUCGAGCUGUGCGAACAGAAGGAGCUCGGCGAGGAUGGCCAGGACUUCACCUGCGACGCCAAGCGCGCAGAGGACUUCCACUGGCGGGAGGGCGACACGGUCAAGUUCCUGGGCACCUGCAUUGAGCCGAAGCCGCUGAAGAAGGCGCUGCUCUCUGCCGAGACGCCCUACCUUCACUGCGUGUACCCCGAUGGCGAGGUGCCAGGGGAGACACCGCCUCAGGAGGGUGCCGAGGGCGCCGGUGGCGCACCUGCCGAGGGCUCCGCGGCCGAGGGCGCCCCUGCCGCUGAGCCGGCCGCUGGCAGUGUUCCCGGUGUGGCGGCAGGAGACAAGCUCCCAAAGUUUGCCAAGAAGUGGUGGGUCCUGGGCCCCUUUGCCUCCGGCAAAGUUGAGUAUGAGGCAGACCCCGUGGCCCGCCACGGUGGUGCUUGGCAGCUCUUCUCCCGAAAGGCGGGUGCUGGGCUGCUGGCCGAGCACGCGCGGGGAGGUCGCGUGUCAUGGAGAUCCACCGAUAUGGUGAGCAGUGACGGGUGGGGUCAGAUCCAGUUGCCUCACGACCAUGUCCCCUUCCAGCAGCUGUUACAGAGCCCUCCGUUGGGUUCCGGGACCGACGUGCUUCAUGUUCAGUACUGGGUCGUCGGGGUGUUGAAGGUGAAGACACCGGGGCGCUUCGGUGUGAGCUGCCGCGGGCUUCACACCUUCGAGCUGGUCGCGCCCGGGAACAAGGUGCUGGGACCAUUUGCGGGCAACAUAUACGGCAACACGCCCUUCACCGUGCCUUUUCACUUCGAGGCAACAGGGACCUACCACCUGCUCUCGCGGGUGCGCGGGAAGGUGCCCCUGCGAUUCGGCUGCCGUUUGGAGGCCCUGAAGGCGUUGAAGGGCAUCAUCCACGCCAAGAGCCUUCCCGACGUGGUGGAGGGGAAGCUGAUUGCCAGCCCUGCGCCCAUCGAUCUGCGGGUGCAGAAUGCAGGUGCCUCUUGGCUGGAUGUGAGGGCCGAGGUGUCGAGCUCGUCUUCAGUGACCGGCUCUUCUUCGUCCGUGCGCUUGGCACCAGGGGCCAUGGCGCAGGCUGCAACCAGGAACAAGCUUGGUGUCUGGCCGCCUCUAGCAGAGGUGCCCGUGCUUGUCACCGUGAAUGGGCCAGCGGUGGAGAAGGACGCGCCCGCCUGUCUACAGUUCAACCUUCGCCUGAUCGGCACCGGCGAAGAUCAGGUGGAGGAGGUCCGGUCUGUGCAGCUGCGCUGCCGCCGGUCGACGCAGUCUGCCAUCUUCUCGCUCCUGGAUGAACACUGUCCUGUUGUCAAUAUUGAAAGUUGGUUCCUGGAUGUGGACAACUCCAUUGCGCUGGCCGCCGUGCUGAGGCCAAGGAGGCCCACCAGAGAAGCCAGGCCGAUCCUGGUCUCCUUGUCUGGCGUCGGAGUAGAGCCACAAGCACAGGCCGAUGCUUACAAGAUGAAGCCUCCAAAGGGGGAGGAUUACAUCUUUGGGUACGAGGAGCUGUGGGUCCUUGCCCCGCAAAGAGACGGGCCGCACAACUGGGAGGAUGUUGGGCUGCGGGCUGCCCUGCGCGCCGUCGAGGUGCUGGCGGAAAGCCAGGGUGCAGACCCGAACCGCCUCAUUGUCCACGGCCACUCGCGAGGGGGCCACGGGGCAUGGGCUCUGGCCACGCGCGUUCCUGACCGAGUGCUAGGCGUAGCGUCGGCUUGCGGCUGGUACAGCCGCGAGGAGUACGGCGAUGCAAACAACCUUUGGGUCCACGAUCCGGCCUUGAUGCACAUGGACAAGCUACUGCUGGGCAUCCUCCACGCCAGUGUGGCGGAGAACGAGAACUCACUGCACGCAUCGAACUUGAAGGCUUUGCCUGCCCUGGUCCGGGUCGCGACACGCGAUCAGGCGGUGCCUCCUUGGUUCGGCCGCCGCAUGGCGCGGCAUUUGGAGGAGGAGGGCGCCAACGUCACCUUCCAGGAGUUCGAUCAGGAGCACUGGUGGUGGGACAGCCAGGAGCCGAAUGAUGGCGGCGUCAUGCACGACCCGGGCCUCCGCAAGUGGACACUGGAGGCAGCGCAUGCGCCGCCCGCAACACUGUCAGAUCUCCUGGCCCAGGGCGACUUUGUGCUGGCAGCUGGAGGGCCAGAGUACGAGGACAGCUGGGAGCUGGGAGCUGUGAGGUCCUCGGUAACGUUUGUUACAUCUUACGGCGCCCGGAAAGCUUACCUUUGUACUGUGGCCCUAACCACUGCCAACGUGCUGCGCUUUGCCGUGCGGAUGUCUGGCGGCUUGGGGCGGCUGCUGCAAAAGGUGGGGAGAGAGCUGGUGGUGGACGGCAGCCGCGUGAAGCUAGGCGAGGAGGAGCAGGUGGAAGUGUGCCGAAACGCGCCGUCAUCCACCGCCUGCGCUGCGGGUUGGGCGCCGGAGAGCCUUUGGGGCGUCUGCGACAAGGGGGUCGUAGUGAUUGCAGACGCCCCCUCGGAUCUCGAGGUGCGGCUGGCCUCCUACUUCGUGAAUGGCCACCUCACGGCCGUGGGCACGGCCACGCAGGUGCUGACGCAGACGGAGGACCUUUGGGCCCAGUUCUAG